UUCAAAUUCAUAAAUUCUGUUCCCAGCCCCUCUGUCCCAGUCAACACCUUGCGGCGGAUCCUCUUCUCAUCAACCUUCUCCUUCCGCGAACCUUCAUAGGAUUCGCCCUCCUUUCUCUUUCUCACUUUGGAUAAAUAUUUCAUACAGCCUACGCUUCGCUGCAAAUGUUUGUCUUCUUCCUCAAUCCUGGUCUUCGAGUACAAGCUAACCCACCCUCAAUCAAGGACCUUAAUGUUGCUUUAUAAUUGCAGUCUUUGGUGGCAACCCCUUUGGUCAGAAGACUCCAUACUCGGUGAAACCGUCAUUUUCAACCCUAACAAUUAAAACUUUUGCUUAUAAAGCCUGCCCUGUCUCCGCCUCCUCUUUAUUCAUUUUGUUGAUUUUGCUCGUGGGUGUUUGCUGUUCGCGAUGGGGGAGAGUGCGCAGUUGCCCAUUGAGAUGAGAGCAUUGGAGUGUCUCGGUAAAGGGUUUGAUCUGACCAGUGAUUUCCGAUUGAAAUUUGCCAAGGGAAUCGAAGGCGGGAGGUUGGUCGAGCUGGACGAAGUGAACAAAAGGGACAUUUUGAUUCCUGGGGGAGCUACCAUUAAAGGAGUUUCUGAAGAUAUCCGGUGUGACAAAGGGGAUCGAAUCCGCUUCAAGUCCGAUGUACUUGAAUUCAACCAGAUGUCUGAGUUACUUAAUCAAAAGUCAGCAGUACAAGGAAAAAUUCCCUCGGGCUAUUUCAAUGCUCUCUUUGAUUUAAGUGGCGAUUGGUUUCGUGAUGCUGCUGACACCAAAUAUCUUGCUUUUGAUGGUUAUUUCAUUUCACUGUACUAUAUGCACUUAAUAGCUUCUCCACUUGUCCUGCGAGAGGAAGUAAAGAAGUCUGUUCCAUCUCAAUGGGAUCCAGCUUCCUUGUCUAGGUUCAUUCGGACAUACGGCACUCACAUAAUAGUAGGUAUGGCUGUUGGAGGGCAAGAUGUGAUCCUUGUUAAACAAAAACACUCUUCAAAACUUCCUCCUGGUGAUCUCAGAAGGUGUUUAGAAGAUCUAGGAGAUUAUAUGUUUUCAGAUAGAAGAAGCCCUUCCCUACUACAGAGGAAGACAGCAGAUGGAAAGCAUAAAGUUCCUGAAGUCUUCAAUCGUGUGAUGCAAUCCAGCACAAUGCAUUUCACCGGUAUUUCUGAAACAUCUAGCAAAGAUGGCCUCACUAUUAUCUGCUCGAAAAGAGGAGGAGAUGUUCUUAAGCCCAGUCACUCAAAUUGGCUCCAGACAGUGCCUUCUAAUCCUGAAGCAAUUCUCUUCAAAUUUGUUCCCAUAUCCUCACUUCUGGCAGGGAUUCCUGGGAGCGGUUAUCUUAGUCAUGCAAUCAAUUUGUAUUUGCGAUAUAAGCCUACUCCUGAAGAUUUACAAUACUUCUUAGAAUUUCAAAUUCCCAGGCAAUGGGCUCCCAUGUUUUGUGAGCUGCCUCUCAGGCAUCAAUGGAGAAAGAGCUCAUCAUCUUCCCUUCAAUUUACUUUCAUGGGCCCCAAACUUCAUGUCAGCCCUGCCCAGGUAUUAAGUGAAGAAAAACCUGUAGUUGGCCUCCGCUUGUACUUAGAGGGCAGAAAAUGUGACAGGCUAGCAAUACAUGUACAGCAUCUUUCAAGCCUCCCUAACACUAUGGUCUUCUCCUCAAGUAACCCAGCCAUGAGCAGGCCGUCUAUGUGGCGAGGUUCUGAUGAUCAUGAAUCCAGUGACCAAUUCCUGGAGCGAGUCAGAUGGAAGAGAUUCUCAAAUGUGUGCACGUCUGUAGUAAAGCACGAUCCUAACUGGUUGCAUGGUUCUAGUGGCGUUUAUAUUGUGAUUGGUGCUCAACUCUUUAUCAAAGGGAGUUGGCCAAGAAAUGUGCUUCAUCUGCGACUUCUCUUCACUCAUAUUCCAAACUGCAGUAUCCGAAAGACAGAGUGGACCACAGCACCAGAGGCUUCAAGGAAAUCAUCUUUCCUGACAAACAUCAGCACGACUUUCACAUUCACACAACAGAAUAAUACAGGUCCCCGGAAGCAGGCUCCAGCUGUACUUAAUUCUGGUGUUUAUCCUGAUGGUCCGCCUGUGCCAGUUCGCUCUGGUAAACUGCUUAAAUAUGUGGAGACAUCUGAGGUUGUGCGAGGUCCACAUGAUGCUCCUGGACAUUGGCUGGUAACAGCUGCUAAGCUAGUGGUUGAGGGUGGUAAAAUAGGAUUGCUGGUAAAGUUUGCAUUGUUAGACUAUUGGUGAGGCCAGGGUGCUAUGCUGUAUAGAGGGAGAAGUGUUGGUAAUUGUCCCUUUUCCUUGGUUCAUUUUGUUUAAUUUUUUUUUAUUAUAAAAAUACAGAAGACAUGUACAUAUGCUCCAAAAUGUCUUUGUAUAGGGCAAUACAGAAGGGAGUGGCAGCUGAGAUAGGAUAAUAGAAAAUUAAAUUGCGGCAAUUCUGCCAAUUCUGCCUUUGGGUGGCGUUGAUAGGUUCUUGUUUCAUCAAUUUUAAUAAUGAGAGAUGGUAUUUAACCAA
This is a messenger RNA of Neltuma alba, 2509 nucleotides long. RefSeq names its product MACPF domain-containing protein At4g24290-like. NCBI's taxonomy places the organism in Eukaryota, Viridiplantae, Streptophyta, Magnoliopsida, Fabales, Fabaceae. The transcript is spliced from 7 exons. The record is from RefSeq and is a predicted model, not a curated record. Gene Ontology annotation, cellular component: plasma membrane. The coding region runs from base 409 to 2238 and encodes 609 amino acids. Gene Ontology annotation, biological process: regulation of salicylic acid mediated signaling pathway; plant-type hypersensitive response.